GAAAGAAAAAAAUUAAACUACUCUUACAUAUUACGUAAAAUUACCGUCGAAUUUUCUUGGCGAAAUAUGGCAUCAUCUCCUUUGAAAAAUAAUUUUAGGAAAUUUCUAGUCCAUGUGGUUUUUUAAUUCAAAAUAUAAUAUAAAUAUCUUUUGAAAUUUUUCUGAUUUUUUGAAUUGAGAAAUGUGUAAGACUUUUAUUAAGUCAAAGAUUUUAUAAAUCGAAACAAUAUUUUAUUAAAUUUUUUAAAACAUUAUUUUUAUUUUAUUUUUUUUAAACAUUCAAUUUAUUUAUUUUUAUUUUUAUUUUGUUCGUUAAAUUAGCGUUUUCCUUAAUGUCUUCUCAAGGUGAUACUUCUUCAACUAUCACUAAAAAUGGGAUACUCGAACUCUUGAAUAACGUCCCAUUUCCCCCAGUACAUCUGAAUCUGAAUCAAAUUCUGAAAACUAAACCGCAUCGUCGAAAAUCUAAAGAUACUGAUACACAAAAACGUACCAUUAAUUCUUUCUUGUUAUAUCGUAAAGAGUGUAUUGAAUAUCUUAAAACUCAAAAUAUUGAUAAUAUGAGUAAUUUGAAACAAAAGGAAUUGUCCCAAUCAAUUGCAAAUUCUUGGAGUGGUCAAUCCAAGCGCGUUAGAGACUUUUAUAAAAAUCUCGCCGAUGAAGCAAAAAAGCUUCACAAGAUAAUCUCUCCGCAAAUUCAAAUACGUUUAUAUAACCCUAAAUCUAGUAGCGGCGAAGAGAACAAAGAUGAUUUUAUUCAGACUGACAGCGAAGACUCCCCGCAAGAUAUUAAAAACGAUAAUUUCGCUUUCGCCUCGAAUGAAAUUGACCCUAUUAUUGAAAAUCAUAAUCUUGAUGAGUCUUACACUGAUUGGUUUGCUAUACUUUCGGAUAUCGAUAAUAUCAAUAAUUAUAACGUCAACUCUUUUGCUCCGUUAGCAACUAAAGUUGAUGAUUCAUCAUCGUUCCAAAAUCAAUUAUGUGAUUUUUACAAUUCGCAUUUAACUUACAAUCAAAAUUUAUAUUUUUAUCAUUUAUGCAAACUUUGUUUUCAAUAAUAUUAUGACUACGAUUUUUUCUUUAAAUUUAGGGGAUAUUAAGAAAAUUUUAAAUUAAGCUAUUUUUUUCUUUUAUGCACAUAUGUAUAUUAAGUAUAUGCUUUUUAAGGUUAAUGGUAAUGUCAUCAAAAUUAUAGUUAAACAAUGAUUCAUUUAAUUCGUAUUUAUAACUAUAUCUAUAU
Messenger RNA from Rhizophagus irregularis DAOM 181602=DAOM 197198, 1240 nucleotides. RefSeq lists its product as uncharacterized. The record is from RefSeq and is a predicted model, not a curated record. Lineage: Eukaryota; Fungi; Glomeromycota; Glomeromycetes; Glomerales; Glomeraceae.